AUGGAGAUGGAGAUGCGCGCUGAGCGCGAGUUGCUGGAGGACUUUGAGUCCAUUCGCGUCAGCACGAGAUCCACUGGCCCAUCUCAGCCCCUGCAACAACAACAGCAGGGCCACGGGACGGAGCUCACGAAGGUGUCCAUCAUUGCCGAGGACAUGCCCUCCGCGCAGAUCGUGGAGCAGGCCAGUAAGCUUGCUGCGUCUGUGCGGAGGAUGGCCGUGAAAUCGAAGAAUUUGAAAGGCACCUUCGUGAGGCAGUUUAAGGAGGCUGCCUCCGGUAUGGAAGAGGCAGUGCACCUCCUGGCUGGCCGCGCCAGCUCGGACGCCGAGGUCAGGCGCCUGAGUGCGGCCAACAAGAGGCUUAACGAGGAGGUCGCGGAGAUGCGCGAAAAGAUCUCCGCCUUGAGGGGCGACAAAGAGGCUGCCCAGGUCAAACUGGACAGCGUUGCCGCCGAGAAUAGGACCCUCAGAGCGGAGGUCGAAGCGCUCCACGACGAACUGCGGGACAUGAGGAAGGAUCUCAUGUCCCUCAGAAUGGCACGUCUCAAGGAGGCGAAGAAGAAAAGGCCAAGUGAGCGACCGAUCGAGUCGUCUUCGCCCGUGCCCUCCGCAUCCCACGGAGGCAGUGGCGGGGGCGCCCGGUCCUCACCUGAGCCACCAUCUCCCCCGGGCACCCCGGGAGGGCAGGGUGGGGCGGCUGAGCCCCCCCCUAGGUUGGCCGAGAGUCCCUCCCGAAAGGGCCCAAGUGAUGGGGCUGCAAGUUUGCCCCUAAGGGACGAAGGUCGUCCGAUUCCUCCCCCGCGUACGGGGAGGCCCAGGGAUCCAGAGUCCUUCAAGCACUGGGAGCGGAGGAUCAUGGAUGGUACCUCUUCUUCCCAGCCCUCUCCUCCCCCUACGGAUGAGCCUUGGACCCAAGUGGUGAGAAGAGGGAAAGGUAAAAGCAGGGCAAAAGGUGAACCGGCGCUAGUGCCGGCACCCCAACCCAAGGGCAAAGAAGGGAGAACUGCCGCCGCCAAGGGCGGCAAACCCUCCUCACCCAAGCCCAAGCUAGGCAAGCCCCCCAGAUGUGCGGCCAUCACGCUCACGACUGUCCAACCCAAUGUCAAACUGGGGGACGUGAUGGCGUACAUCAGAGGGAAGGUUCGGCCGGAGGACCACGGCGUUGACGUGAUCCGGCCGAAACGAGCGAUCACCGGGGCCCUGGUCAUGGAGGUCCCCGGUGACAACAGUGAGGCAAGGGCGGACGCGUUGUGCGCCGCCAUGGCGCCUUACGCGGCAGAAAAGGGAGCCAGGGUCUCGAGGCCCGUUAAAACCGCAGAAAUGCGGAUAAAAGGCCUCGAGGACUCUGUCUCCUCGGACGAGGUUAGGGCCGCGGUUGCAUCCGUCGGGGGUUGUCGGCCGACCGAUAUCAAGGUCGGCCAAGCUCGCGCUUCCUCCAGCGGAUUGCAAACCGCCUGGGUGCAAUGCCCAUUAACGGCGGCCAGAAAGGUGGUCGCGGAGGGAGCCAUCCGGGUAGGGUGGGUCCGCGCACCGGUGGAGGCCCUCGAGCGGAGACCCCUCCAGUGCCACCGAUGUCUCCGGCGCGGGCACGUCAUCACGACGUGCACCUACACCGCGCCGGGAGAAGAUCGAAGGGGCCGGUGUUACCGGUGCGGUGGCCGGGGCCACCACGCAGCGGAGUGCACGGAGCCACCAAGGUGCCCGCUGUGCGCCGAUCUCAGCAGACCAGCGGCCCACCGUCUGGGCAGUAAGGCCUGCGCCCCCGUCCCCAAGAGGGGAAAAAGCAGGGCGCAGAAGGCUGGCGCGAGUGUUUCACCCCAACCAGCCGCGGGGACGGAAACCGCCGGCGCCUUGGGAGCAACCCCAACACCGACGACAGCUGAGGGGGCGAUCCAGCUCCUUGAGGAAAGUGCCCAGGAGGAAGGGAUGGAGGUGGAGGUGCCACCCACAUCAUAG
Molecule: messenger RNA, 1953 nt
Organism: Pseudomyrmex gracilis
Lineage: Eukaryota; Metazoa; Arthropoda; Insecta; Hymenoptera; Formicidae
Product: serine/arginine repetitive matrix protein 1-like
Exons: 2
Coding region: 1-1953 (650 amino acids)
Molecular function (GO): zinc ion binding; nucleic acid binding
Source: RefSeq, a predicted model, not a curated record